Effrenium voratum is the source of this 2039-nucleotide messenger RNA. The record is from the annotation of a GenBank genome assembly. Lineage: Eukaryota; Dinophyceae; Suessiales; Symbiodiniaceae.
GCACCGAAUUCAUGAUGGUAGGAUUUUUCCCAUGGAUUCAUCUGUAGCCGCCGCGAAAUUGUGGCUCGUAGAUUCGGGUGCGACAUGUCAUGUUUGUUGCCACCAAGUUCCUUCAUUUGUUUACGGUUGUUCGGUCCCAUGAGGGAGAGCCCGCCCUUACAUCUGCGUGAGAACACCAGAUCGAGACCCGAGGAGUGGUUGACCUGAAAGUGCCGUUUAACGGCAGAUGGUGCAUAAUGUCCCGGGUCGUGGUGGCAGAUUUGACGUUCAAUGUGUUGAGUCCAUGUGCGUUGACGAAGACAGGAUGGCAAACCAUUCUCGGAAAGCCCAAGCAGAGUGUGAUUAGGAAGGGAUCCGUGAAGAUUCCUCUCAAAAUCUUGGACCGAGGAUGGUGGGCCGUGUCGGAUGUGAAGGUGAAAGAUGAUCCAGUUGCGAUGGAAGUUGAUGCUCUGAAGAGGGCAAACAGGUUGAGUGCAAAGGUUGAGAAGGAGAAGGCUUCGGGAGAAAGCCAGUUGAGACAUGUGGUUGAGAAAGCUUGUGAAGUUGAGCGGGACCUCGACGACAAGGAAUGCCCCUGCCACCGCGGAGUGGGGUCGGCGGAGACUCAGAAGAAGGAAACACAGCAGUGUCGCUCUGCUCUUCUCAUCCGCCCGGUCUCGGAAACGUCGGCGGUGAAGGAAACGAGGUCUGAGGUUCGAAAUAACAAGUAUGGACCCCUUUCGUAUCUCGUCCGAAGCGUUUGUAGCGCCAUGGAUGGUGAUCCCGGAGUGGUGGAAACCCAGAGUGAAGCCACGACGAUCGAUCGAGGUCAGGUGGAGAGUCCCUCUCAAACGUUGCACGGUCUAGGAAAAGGCAAACAGGUUGAUAAGAGCCAAGUGAAGCCGAAGAGUCAAGUGAAGCCAUUGGUUGUUGAGGAUCCGUUGGAGGACCCCUUGAGAGGCAAAGGAAACAAGGUUUCAGAUGAGGUUGCUGGACGUGAGGUGAGGCGAAAGGCUGAGAAAGGUAAAGGUGUUGGGACACCCUCGGAGGGUGUGGUAGGAUUUGAUGAAUGUUCCGGAUGUGUGCCCGUGCUGAGGCCAGGAAGUGCAGCAAGCCCAGAGUGCUUGAAAGUGCAUGAAACGGAGAUAGGUGGCAGUGUGAAAGGACAUGAGGUAGGCUUGCAGUUGAGGUCAGCCAGCAUGAGCCAAUUUAGGAAGGUAGGCCAAAGGUCCAAUCGCUUUGCCCCGCUGCAGGAAUCGGAAGAGUCAAGUGAAGCCGUUGGGGUUUCAAUUGAGGGAGUUUCUCAAAAGGACCCUUUUGAUGAGAGAGGUCAGGAGAAAGGUCAUGAGGCUGUAGGUGUGAGCAGGCAAGAGGUCAAAGGACAUGAGGUUGAGAGUGAGAGUCAAGCGAAAUGCGUGGAGCCGGGGAACCGAGAAGUGGCUGAGCAACCGACUGAAAAGGGUGAAAAGGGAGAUUCAGAGUCGCUUCGCGAAUCCGGCAUCCUUAAAGGCAGUCGCCUCAGCCGCCGAAGCUGUAAGAGAGAACAGAUGCUACCGGCGCGCGCAUCAGGUCAGCAUGGAUUUGUUCGGGCUGGACACCAAGAGCAACCUGAUCAGGGAGACCAAGAGCGCACAGGAGGUUCGGCUCAUCUUCCAGCUCACGGGAAGUGGGAAAAAGUGGUGGGCCGGCGCUGUUGGAAGGUAUAUACUCUCCGACGUCAAGCAUUGAGGCGAUGAGAUUCGUGCUGGCGUACGCUGCGGGAGUACAAGGAUGGGCACCUGAGCCUAGGACUAGACUCGGUGUACUUGGAGAACGUGGUGAAAUCGUUCAAGGAGAACCUGAAACCCAACAGCACGCCCCCCGACCUCGAGAGGUACUACACGAAAGAGAACCAGAAGUUCAAGGACAGCAAGUUGUCUCCAGAGGCACAUUCAAAGUACUGUAGAGUGCUAGGGCAAUUAGCAUGGGCAGCAAUAACCCGAUGCGAUUUGCAAUACUGUGUGAGUUUCUUGGCGCGGUACCAGUCAGAGAGUACGUCCGCUGCGGAAUCUACUAUGAGG